AUUCUCAAGAAAAUUAAAGAAGAAAGAAAAAUUAUGUCGCUAAGCUGAUUCAACAUAGAAAAGUUAUACGAUAACCAAUUUCCAAUAAGACGCUUCAGUAGGUACGUCAUAGCAAAGCGUACUUAGAUAUAAGUAGAAGAUUUACUUUAUUUUAUUAUACAUUAGUUGUUAGAGUUGUGGAUUUAAUAUGAUUAUAAUAAGUAAACGUAUGCGAGUCAGAAUAACUAAUAAGCAUCUUAUAAGAAACGUACGUGUAGUAGAUAAGAGUUUGUAUGAGUAAGCACUCUACAUUUUACCUUUUAUAUUUACGUUAUACUUUAGAACUUAAGUAGUUUUAAGAACACAAGGAUGCAAUCAUUUAUACGGAAUCAACAUAAAGAAGAAAGAAAUUUGUUAAAGGCCCUAAAUUCAUUUCAUAUUUAUCGAAAUUUAUGGGGUUUGAGUUGACUUUGGCAACACUGACUGUUGCAAAGCGAACGUUCCACCAUUUUGAAUCGUUGGCGGAAGAUCUCCAAGCAGACGCGAGUUCCCCGGGAAGGUUCCUCAAAUUAUGCUGGUACAGUGAACUCGCCGCCGCCAACCACACCGGACAAGACAACUCGGAUUUGACGAAAACCCCCCUGAUUAGACCUGCUAUCGGACUAGACUAUUUCUCGGUAAGUUUUUAAACAUUUACUUCACAGUGACAGAGCUCUAUUCUGUAAAACAAAUGCGCGCGACGAAAAUUAUUUCAUAGCAAGCGAUCCGACAGCAUGGCGGCCAUGAUCAUUUGGGUUUCUAACAAGAAAAGGAAUCCGUUUUUAACUAAGUAUCCUUCCGUAUGUAUGAAUUAUGAGUCGAUUUCGUCUCCUACUUUAUUGAAAUAAUUUCACUUUCUAGAAGUUGAUAGUUGGGGACGACCGUAGACAAGAGUCAACCCUAUUGUUUAGGUAACACGGCUCAUAUUAGUACGACUCAGUUUUAGAAAUAUCUAGAAUUUUCCAAACAAGAGGCGAACCUUAGUAAUUUUCCAAGCUUACUAUAGGCCUUCUGGAAUGUUAUCUCGGGUUCCCUAGUUAGAUAGUUUGGUAUUAUUACGCUACCUUAUUUAAACUAAGAAAGACAAUUUAUUUCUUUGUGAAUUGAUUUACGGCGUAUGUACAAGGAUUUAGUUGAGUAAGUAAACGUUAAGUAAGAAGUAUAAUUAUAUACAAUAUUAUGUAUAUAGGCCUAAAGGGAACUUAUACCUGAUUUAUUUUACAUGCAUUCCAUAUUGAAGUCCAUGAUUAUAGUAUACGAAAGCAAUUGUGGUGUGUAUGUGUGUAUAUAUAAGUUAACAUCUUCUUUCCAGAUUUAUUGUGGUGACUUUUAUGUGCAAUUAGACUCAUUAGAUAAGUGAUUCUUUGAAGUGUUCUAAUAAAUAAAAUUAAAAUGAUUACUAAAUAAAUAAACCAAGCAAGUGAAAUAAAAUUAAAAUCAUUACUAAAUAAAUAAACCAAACAAGUGAAAUAAAAUUAAAAUAAUCAUUAAAUAGAUCAAUAAAACAAGUGAAAUGGAAAUAAAGUAUUAAUUUUCGUUGUGCUACGAGUGAGCUUGAAUCAGAGACACCAACAUUAGAGGUUGUGUUGUGGCAACAGUGUAUAAACGUCAACAUCACUUACUGACGUCGAUGACGCUUGUAUUGGUGUAACCUAUAAGUUAUAAAGAUAAAACUAGACACAUUUAUAUGUAGGUGUGUAUGUUAUGUUGCCUUCCACCCUUGUUUUACUCCCUCUCAUGAUAUUUAAAUGAAACAUCGGAUUAUAAUUGGGUCAAUGGUUUCAUUCAUGUAAUUUAAUUGACUUUGAUUUUUAUUCUUUUUUGGUUUCAAAUUUGAAAGGAUUUUAGAGAUCAUUAGUUAAAUUUAGAUUUCAAUAUUUUGAGAUCAUUAAAAUAAAGAAUAAAUAAAAUAAUUUAAAAUUAAACAACCUAAAGUAGUAUGAAACAUAGUUACUGCAAGGCAGUAUUAAUUAAAUCUACAAGCGUAAUCAUUUCAAACAUAAGCAAAUAAAUAGGACUUUAGGUUAAAUGGGUUUAUUUCUAUACGUUACAGGAUUAAACAAGAAAAGAGCUUACACAAACAACAUAAUGGACGAUUUGCUUUUAAGAAGGCUUAGGCUCAUUAACGACAAACUCACCACAGACAUAGAAGUUAUUCCUGUUACCAUUAAUUCAGAGAACUUAGGGCAGGCUCAAAUUACUUACAGUAAAUUAGAUGCAUCUCUGAAAAGACUUGACAACGACUUGAUGGAGUACUUUCGCUUGGCUUCGACACCUGCUUCUGAUGAAAUAUGUUUACUGAGUGGAUUGCAACUUCAAGCAGAGGAGACUUUGGCUGAACUUAAAGUGAAGAUCGAUCAAAUAACUUUGAAAAGCAACGCUACAGAGAAACCUCCGGAAGCGAAUGCCUCGUGCCGACUCCCUAAACUUCAGCUGCCGGUGUAUAGUGGAGACGUGCUCUUUUGGUGUGAGUUCUGGGACUCCUUCAAGAGCAACAUUGAUUCAAGAAAUCUGCCUGAUGUUGACAAGCUCUCCUAUCUUAAAGCCUCGGUGACGGGAGAUGCCAAGAAAGCCAUAGAUGGUCUGUCAACUACUAAUGCUAAUUAUAGAAUAGCCAUAUCGAUCCUAAAGGAGCGUUUCGGCAAGACCUCUCAUCUCAUUGACGCGCAUUAUGCAACACUAUAUAAGGUUAAGAUGGCCAAAAGCACCGCUGAAGACUGUAGAAAGACAUUCAACGAAGUUGAACGAAAUCUCAAAAUUUUGGAAUCAUUAGGUGAAAACAUCAAUCACAAUCAUCUUCGUUUUAUGUUGCUGGAGAAAUUUCCACCCGAUCUAGUUUACGAAAUUAAGCUGAAGGUUAAUGAUGAUUCUAUACAAGAAAUCAGGAACCAAUUAGAUAGAAUUAUUACCGCAAAAGAGGAUGCUGAAAGGAUUUCAGGAAGAAAACGCACGCAUGAAGCAGAAGAUAGUACAGUCGGAACUCUACAUAUAAAUGUGAAACGUGCAAGAAGCGCAUAUCAACCCAAACAGCAGCAAGGUCCCCCUAAGAAACAAAAUCCUCAAGGAGGUUUUGAUAGAAGACCGGAAAGGAAGAAUAAGUUUGAUAGUAUUAAUAAACCCAAUAAAUGGAACAGACCAAAACAAACUCCGACUUCUAACAAGGAUCAACCAGAACCUCAGCAGGGCUCUUCGAAGGGGAGAACAGCGUGGACAUGCAUCUUUUGCAAAGGUGAUCAUUACAAUGAUAAGUGCUCUGAAGCUACUACCUUAGCAGAAAGAAAGAAACGACUUGGAAAGAAAUGCUUCAUGUGUUUGAAGUUAGGCCACUUUAUAAAAGACUGCAAGAACAAACGUAAGUGUAGCAUUUGCUGUAGUGAGACACCGCAUAACAGAGCUUUAUGCCAUUUAAAUUUUCAGAAGAAUACUGCAAUGAAGAAACAGUCCUGACGGUUCUAGGAAAGGGAUUCACUACUCUUCAAACUUCUGUUGUUAGGGCUAACCCCCUAGAUGAUAAAAAUAAACAAUAUAAAUAUAGACUUCUUUUAGAUCCAGGCUCUCAGCGCUCCUAUGUCACAUUUCAAACUGCCAAGGAAUUGAAGCUUCCCAUUGAAGAGGAAAGUCAUUUAACUAUAUUUACCUUCGGUGAAGAUCCUCCUAAAGAAAUACAUAGUCCAAUAGUUACUUUACAAUUGCUGUCAAGGACAAAUAAGAAGAUAGUUAUACAAGCCAACUGCGUUGAACGUAUUUCAAGAGGAUACAUACCCACUGUCAAGUUGAAGGACUUACCGGAGUCAUAUAUACUAGCGGAUGACGGCUCGCUAAGCGGACAGGUGCAGAUUCUGGUUGGAAACGAGUACUACUUCAACCUAAUUUACGAGAAGAAAAUACAAUUGGGUAGUAACCUGUUCCUGGUUGAUUCUGCCCUUGGUUGGAUAAUAAGUGGUAGAACAGAACCACAGCUUAGUGACGAGCCCUAUGUAGUGACUUACGCUCAGACUUGUAUAGAAACGAAGCUUCAUCAACCUGACCCACCCCUUUGUGAUGGAGACAUAAAGAGCCUCUGGGAACUAGAAUGUAUAGGUAUUAGUGAUUCACCGAAAGCAACUAGAGAAGAAGAAGCAAUCAAGUAUUUUAAUAAUACCACUCUAAAAUUAAAUAAUCGUUACACGGUAAGCUGGCCGUGGAUAACUUACCCACCGGACUUACCCAAUAAUUAUGGAAUGGCUUUUGGUCGCUUAUCAAGCUUAUUGAAGCGUAUGGAUCAAGGCACGUUGUUAUCAUACGAUGAUACGUUUAAACAACAAUUAGAUAAAGGUAUAAUAGAAGUUGUACUUGCUUCAAGAACGUCAACGGAUAACGUAGUUCACUACCUACCCUUCCAUGGAGUAUGCCAUCGAGGGAAACCUAUGAGAAUAGUUUAUGAUGCUAGCUCCAAGAGCAGCAAAGACACCAAGAGUCUGAACGAAUGUUUAUACAGAGGACCACUCAUGUUAGAAGACCUCACAGGUUUACUCAUUAAAUUUAGAACUCAUCAGAUAGGACUAACCUCGGAUAUUGAAAAGGCGUUCUUACAGAUGGCGUUACACGAAAAGGAUCGUGACGUAACCAGAUUCCUGUGGCUCAAAGAUACCUCUAAACCGAUAUCUCAAGACAACCUAUUACACCUUAGGUUUUGUAGAGUUCCAUUUGGCGUCAUUUCGUCACCGUUUUUGCUUAAUGCAACAAUCAAACACCACCUGUCUAGUGCGGAACAUCAACAAGUCAGACUAAAAGCAAAUGAC
Molecule: messenger RNA, 4799 nt
Organism: Cydia pomonella (codling moth)
Lineage: Eukaryota; Metazoa; Arthropoda; Insecta; Lepidoptera; Tortricidae
Exons: 2
Coding region: 2047-3465 (472 amino acids)
Molecular function (GO): zinc ion binding; nucleic acid binding
Source: RefSeq, a predicted model, not a curated record